CUGUAGUAACACAAAACUCGGUAAAGUUAAUGUAUAUAUUUAAGAAAUAAAGUAGUACAGCAAACAUGGAGAAGAGCACACUGAAGAUCAAUAAUGAGGACCGGCAGAAUUUUGUGGCCACACGGAUGAGUCUGCCGCUCUUUAUGGUGUCCCGCAAUCGUAUUAGAAAGGAAAAUUUACCGCGAGUGGAGAAGCAAUUUAAGUUGGCCGAAAACAGACGAGAGGCCUUCAGCAAAGCCACCUUUGAUCACUACCGCCACAUUACGGGUUUCGACAAGACGCCAAAGAAUCCGUAUCCGGAACGUCGAAGGCUACACAUCGAUCGGAGUAUGACCAAAUGGAGGGGCUGGCAACUGCCCCCAAAUCAUUACGGAGUGCCCCCGGAACCGUAUCUCCGACUGAAGGGCACCAAGGGCUCCGUAUUCGCCAAGCCGCACACGAAUCAUAGUCGCGUCUCCAUUAAACCACCGCCAUAUCAUUUUUACGAACUUCCGGCGGAAAUCGAGAGGCUCUUCAAGCGCCCGAACUUGCAAAAGGGUAUCUUCCUUUCAAAUGCCCGCGAUCGUCGACCGACCACACACGCCAUGAUUUCCAAUCUGUCUGGCUGCUGGCGUAAUCCCAAGGAUGCCGGUCCCUGCGACACCCAUACAAACAUCUUUGAGUUGGCCGCAAAUGCUGUACCCGUCACAAAGGCGCCACGCCCUAAUCCGCACCUGUUUCUGCGCCACUCCUGUGUGCCCACCAAGCCCAAUCGACUGAUCCGACGCCAUAUCAGCAUGGAACCGGCUCCAGGUCGCUACUGCACCAGUUAUCCGAAUGUGUGUCCCUGUCCGUCUGGUAAGACCAGUGUGCCGGGACUACAGCUGAUGAUUGAUGACCAGAAGCGCCUGAAGUUUCGCCGCCUGCCAUUUGAAAGGAUCAGUCGAAAGCGACUCUGUGAGCCGGAUUGGCGCCAUGUCGAGGGCCAAGGCCAUCGUCAUGUCUUCCUAAUGGGACGCAAAGAUAGACCCAAGCCCACCAAGAAACCCACUUCUUCCAAAAAGCAGGGCAAGCCGAUAAGCAUGUAUGCCGAUUCCAAGUACAUUAACAUGCUGAGCCAGCCGCAGCGACAUCCCAUUUCCAUUCGGGCGUAUCCGGUUCCUCCGUACGUGCCCAAGAUCACCUACAACUGUGCAGCCAAGCGGGUGAUCCGCAAGCAAUUGAAGAACAACAAGAAGAUCGCCUUCAAUAGUGGCCAGGAGCGAUGGAAGGAUGGCGAACGACCGAUGCAGCUGACCGCACGCCAACUGGAGGCCAUCAAGCAGAAGCUACCGCCGGAGAGGCGACUGAUGGACUAUCCCAUUGAGCUGCCGGAGGUGAUUCCCAGUCGACUGACCCAGGUGCCCGAUCACCAGAGGGUCACCUACAUGCCCAAGUUGCGCAAGCGUCUGUUCAAGUUCCUGCCGAUUCCCGGUGCUCGGGUCCUGGUCACCGACAGCGAUAUACGUCCGGACAUUGUUUUCGAUCCGGAGCACCCGACCGGACUGUACCGGCGCAAGAUCGAUGAGACCGCGUUCUACAAGGACUCCGUGUUGCGGGCGAUGGAGAAUAAGGAGGGUUCAGAUGCUACCGGUUUGAACGAAUCACAGUCGCAAUCGCAGUCCCAAUUGGAUUCGCCCCAUCAGUCCAUGAUCCGAAACAAUGGUAGCGCUGCGGAUCCGUUGGAACCCAAGAGCGCUUCCCAGAUAUCAUUCCAUGAAUAAAAUGGCCAGCGGCUCUGCUCCACGUUCGUUCCCGUUUCGAAUCCAUUUCGUUUUUGAUUUAUGAUCCACGCUCCAGUGAAUUCACGUGGCCACAUGAAGCUAAGGCAAGAACUAAGUGUGAUGGCCGAAGAAAAUAAGCUAAAAAGUCCUAAAUAAAGAUGGGAAAAUUAUUCACUUGG
This is a messenger RNA of Drosophila melanogaster (fruit fly), 1921 nucleotides long. RefSeq lists its product as uncharacterized. Lineage: Eukaryota; Metazoa; Arthropoda; Insecta; Diptera; Drosophilidae. The transcript has 4 exons. The record is from RefSeq and is marked reviewed. The coding region runs from base 66 to 1742 and encodes 558 amino acids.